GGAGCCGUUCGGAACUUUUUGAUUCUUCUCAAUCAGAUUUAGCGAAGGAUUCAGGAAGGAAGGGAGAGAGAGAAGACGCUUGCACGAGAUGGCCCGUACUAAGCAAACUGCUCGUAAGUCUACCGGUGGUAAGGCACCCAGGAAGCAACUCGCCACUAAGGCUGCUCGUAAGUCUGCACCAACCACUGGUGGUGUCAAGAAGCCUCACCGUUAUCGUCCUGGAACAGUUGCUCUUCGUGAGAUUAGGAAAUACCAGAAAAGUACUGAGCUCUUGAUUAGGAAACUCCCUUUCCAGAGGCUUGUUCGUGAAAUUGCUCAAGACUUCAAAACUGACCUCCGUUUCCAGAGCCAUGCUGUUCUUGCAUUGCAAGAAGCCGCUGAGGCAUACUUGGUGGGACUGUUCGAAGACACUAACCUCUGUGCAAUUCACGCCAAACGAGUCACAAUUAUGCCGAAGGAUAUUCAACUGGCUAGGAGGAUUCGUGGGGAGCGUGCUUGAAUUGUUUUACUUGUCGUUGGGAAGUUAGGAUGGCUGCUAGAUAGUGUUUAUUUGUCAGUUCUAUUUGAUUGAAACAAAUUUCUGUUCCUAAGGCAUUUACUGGCCGGUUAGAUGAUGAAUUGUGAUAGGCAAGUAUUGUGAAAAAAAUAUACAGCGGUUAAAGGAUGUGUUUUGUGUAAUGUGGUUAGAAUAUGGUAGAGGUGCUACAACUGGACUUUCUAGUUCUUAAUUAUGUGUGCAGCCACGCUAAAUUUGAUUUGGUUAA
Molecule: messenger RNA, 764 nt
Organism: Prosopis cineraria
Lineage: Eukaryota; Viridiplantae; Streptophyta; Magnoliopsida; Fabales; Fabaceae
Product: histone H3.3
Exons: 5
Coding region: 89-499 (136 amino acids)
Cellular component (GO): nucleosome
Molecular function (GO): protein heterodimerization activity; structural constituent of chromatin; DNA binding
Source: RefSeq, a predicted model, not a curated record